Molecule: messenger RNA, 2443 nt
Organism: Nicotiana tabacum (common tobacco)
Lineage: Eukaryota; Viridiplantae; Streptophyta; Magnoliopsida; Solanales; Solanaceae
Source: RefSeq, a predicted model, not a curated record
UCAGUUUAUUUGAUUAUGUAUUUUCUUAUAUCUUAAUAGGGAUUUCAAAAUGUCUCAAAGAUCGAAAGAUAAAGACCCGGCUUGGCGAUAUGGCGAUAGAGUUAAUGAGAAGAAUACAAAUAUUGUAUGCAAGUUUUGUAACAAGAUUACAACGGGUGGAAUUUAUCGCUUUAAAUUCCAUCUUAUUGGUGGCGAUAGAAACGUCACAAGUUGUCCGAAAUGUCCACCGGAGGUGAGGGAUGAAAUAAAGAAUUUUGUUGAGAAGAAGAAGGAGCAAAAAAAUCAAAUGAGUCAUCAACCAUUGGUGACCAAUCUUGAUGAUGAUGGUGAUGAUGAUAUUGAAGAAUUGUCACUUCCAACAAAACGGGGAAGAGAUGCAAUCUCUUCAAGCCAUGGAUCGACGGGUACGAGUAGGACUAAAGGUCCUAUAGAUUGCUAUUUCCCAAAGAAGCCGGAAGGAAAGAGCGGUGGAAAAGAUGUACAAAACAUUACUAAGGACAUUUUGAAGGAUCGUGCAAUUAGAGCUUUUGCACGAUGGGUCUAUGAUGCUGGGCUCCCCUUCAAUUGUGUCAACUAUACUGACACUUUUGGAGACUUUAUUGAGGCCGUUGGUCAAUACGGACUUGGAAUGAAGCCUCUCACUUAUCAUGAAAUCAGAGGUCCUUAUCUAAAUAAGGAAGUGGAGGAGACUAAUAAAAUUGUGGAGGAACAUAAAUUUGCGUGGAACAAGUAUGGUUGCUCCAUUAUGAUGGAUAAGUGGACGGCAAGAACUGGGAUAAUGAUUAUUAAUGUGUUGGUGAAUUCUCUCAAGGGAAGUUUGUUUCUUGAGUCCAUUGAUGCUAGCGACUCAUCCACUGACCACAUCAAAAUGUUCACCUUGUUUCAGAACACCAUUGAAAAGAUUGGCCCAAGCAAAGUUUUUCAAGUGGUCAUUAAUAAUGCGAGUGAAAAUGUGAAAACGGGUGGCAUGGUGGAAGGAGCGUACAAGAAUGUCUAUUGGACUCCAUGUGCGGCUCAUUGUAUCAACUUAAUCUUCGGGGACAUUUUCAAGGAAAAACCCUUCUCUACAGUUUUUGGCCAGGGCGUUAGGGUACAUUCUUAUAUUUCUCAGCCGCCCUUGUUAUUGAAUAUGAUGAGAAGAUUCACCAGACAAAAAAAAUUGGUGAAACCGGGCAAGACAAGGUUCGCCACUGCUUUCUUGACUUUGCAUAGUAUCCACUUGCAAAAAGCCAAUUUGAGGAAGUUGUUCACUUCAGAGGAAUGGAGCAAGAGUAAAUUUGCAAAGGAAAGUGCAGGGAAAGAUGUUGCACGCAUUAUUCUUUCUUAUUCUUUUUGGAAUAAUGUCCUUCAUGCUCUUAAAAUUGGUGGCCCUUUGGUUAAAGUACUCCGUUUGGUGGAUGGGGAGCAAAAACCACCAAUGGGCUACCUCUAUGAAGCUAUGGAUAGGGCCAAGGAGGCUAUUCAAGCAUCAUUCACUGAUGAGCAGAAAUAUGCAAAGGUCUUUCAGAUCAUUGAUGCAAGAUGGAGUGAGCAACUUCAUAGACCUUUGCAUGCAGCUGGACUUAUUCUGAACCCGUCACUCUUUUAUGAUUAGCAUGAGAAUAAUUCAUUGGCUAGAGAAGUGUGGACAAGAUUCCAUGAGGUUGUUAUCAAGUUUACCCCAGAUGAAGACUUGCAAGAAAAGAUAGUAGAUCAGCUUGCUAUUUACAAGGCAGCUGAGGGACUUUUUAAACUCCGACUUGUUAACUCCGGAUUUACAGACUUUCGCCAUCAGAGUUCUAAGUUUAACUUGUAGCUCAUCCGGAUGUGAAAGGAACUGGAGCGUUUUUGAACACAUUCAUACAAAGAAGAGGAAUCAACUAACCUUGAAGCGCCUCCAUAAUCUAAUGUUCAUAAAAUACAAUAGAGCAUUGAGGCGUCGCUACAACCACCGCAAUCUAAUUGAUCCAAUUCUUUUGGACAAUAUUGAUGAGGCUAAUGAGUGGCUAACCGGAGUCCCCGAAAAUUGUGAAGAUGAAGAAGUAUUUGAAGGCGACUCUAAUUUCACUUGGGGUGAUGUUGCGGUUGCUAGUGGAGUUGGGGAGAAUCCUUAUGGUUUAAGGGGGAAUACUUUAAGUUCAAGCUCGAUUAGGAAGGGAAAAAGUGUGGCUACUACAAGUCGAUCCCUAGCCCUAAUUGAUGAAGAUGAAAGUGAUCAUGAAGAGGAAGAGGAGGGGGAAGAAGAAGAUGACGAGCAAUAUGAAGAUAAUAGAGGAAUUCAAGAUUUUGACAAUCUUGAAGAAGAACAAGAAGAGUAGAAGAAUAAGAUGUUGAUUCUAGUAAUUUAGCAACUUUGAUUUUACUUGUCCUAUGGUUUGUGGAGGAUUUGGUGGUACCUAGUACCUACUUUUAAGUUUUUAAAUUGAACUUUUUGAUUAUUUAUAAUUUUAUAUUGUGUCUUUGC